AUGGAGAGUAAGACCGCCAAUGACGAGUAUUGGCCAUCAUGGCUGGACAAGAGCUUCAUCGUGAACGCGCUGAAGAACGACGAUCCCGAUACAGACGAGUCCAAAGUCGAGGUAGUUCUGAGGGAAAAAGUGGAGGGGGGCUACCUAAGCGAGACCUUCCGAGUGGUCGUGCGGUCAGAUAGCGGCAGUAGAGCUGCUUCGGAGACGUCACUGAUCGUGAAGUCCGCGCCGAACGUGGGCGGCACGAUCCAGGACUUGAUAAACAGUGGCUUGUACACCAAAGAAGAGGUUGCCUACGGCCAGUUCCUCCCCGCAGUGAACUCAGUGCUGAAGAAGGCCGAAGGCUCCAAGUGGCAGACGCUGGGACCCAAACUCUACGCGCUGGGGUCGCAGCCCGUCAGUUUCUUGGUCAUGGAGGACAUGGACGCUGCGGGUUUCCGCAAAGAAAAGAUAGGCUCGGACCUGAACUUGUCACAGUGUCGAACCGUUAUGCACAGCAUCGCCAGGAUGCACGGCGCCUCGCUUAAGGUGCUCAAUGACUGGCAGUACGCCAGCAAGGUCUUCAGGCAGUCACUCAUCUUCAACGACAUGAUGCUUCAGCACCAAGAGAAGGGAGAAGAGAACUUCAGCAGGUUUUUACAGGCCUUGGACAACUACUCGUGGUUCCACAAAUACACCGACAAGAUCCGCGCCUUCACUAGCAACUUAUACGAGAAGUUAGUCGAGUUGGUUAAACAGUGUCACGUCGACUUCAAGGUCAUGUUGCACGGUGACCUACACAAGAACAAUAUGGUGUUCCGUGCCGUAGGGGACGACAUGCAAGUGCGCUUUUUUGACUUUCAGGGCCUGCACAUCGGGUCUCCAGCGGAGGACUUGCAUUACUUUUUGCACACGAGCGCCAGCCCGGAGGUGCUGCAGCAGCACACGGACCUGCUGCUGUCCGAAUACCACAGCACGCUGCAGCACACGCUGCGAGCCCUGGGGCUGCAGCAGCAGGCGGACGCCUACCCGCUGGAGCAGCUGCGCCGGGACAUGGACCACUUCGCGCUGAUCGCUGUCUUCGUCACUUUCGGCGUGCUGCCAUUUAUUGUCUGCACGAACCAAAACGAUGUACCUACAGACAUUACAGCUGAAGAUUACGACGAAAGGCUCGAGAGAUUUCGUCAGAAGACCUGCAAGAAUAAGAAAUUUCUAAAACAUGUUGAAUACCUCGUUCGUACUUUCGACUCCAGGGGACUUUUAGAGACACAAGUUGCAUGA
This is a messenger RNA of Schistocerca serialis cubense, 1260 nucleotides long. RefSeq lists its product as uncharacterized. Bases 1 to 1260 code for a protein of 419 amino acids. The record is from RefSeq and is a predicted model, not a curated record. Lineage: Eukaryota; Metazoa; Arthropoda; Insecta; Orthoptera; Acrididae. The transcript is spliced from 2 exons.